Racocetra fulgida is the source of this 1157-nucleotide messenger RNA. The record is from the annotation of a GenBank genome assembly. Lineage: Eukaryota; Fungi; Glomeromycota; Glomeromycetes; Diversisporales; Gigasporaceae.
AUGGAGUUAGCGGAGAUUAAGAAGGUUAGUGUUGACGAUUUAAAGGAGUUUUUAGUUGAAAAUCACAAACAGUUUAGCGUUCUUAAUGUCAGUUUAAAAAGCAUUGCUAGCACAAAGCGAACCAAUAUCACACUAAGCAAAAAUAGUGUGCGGUCUUUUUAUAAAAAAGAACCAAAAACUAGUCUAACCGAAAAAGUGCGAAAGUUGGAAAAAGACUUAAAAGAUGAUUGCUUAACGGACGCCCAAAAUUGUGCUUACUUCAAAUACUUCAACCGGAAAGAAAAGCGGUUAUACAUUAGAUUUUUAGAUAAAAUUGAGGCUAAUUUUGAAGGAAUGGAGGCCAGACAACCUGCCCUUUUUCUCACUCUCACUUUUAACACACGACAGGAUAAUUUAUACGCUUUCACUACGAACGCCGACCCUAGCCAUGAUCCCGGAAAAAAAACUCUCGGGCAAUAUCUCGCUAAAUAUUUAGCCAAAAGUUUUCAUUUGCGGUCGCUCUACCGAGAACACGGAUUUAAAGAGCAUAACAAAGCCUACCGCUUUUUUAAAAAUCUUUAUGAUUACGAGGAAAGAGAAGCCGUUUUAAUUGGUAAAGGCAAAUUUGAUAAAGAAACCAACCAAAGAUUAAACGGCAACCAGCAUUUAUUCCGUCGUGCCGAUAACACUUAUUUUUACCGGACUAACGAGCAACAAAUUGGCAGCGUCGCCCAGCCUUUACACUUAAAGAAAAAUUUUCGUUUGUCUACUUCACUCAACCCGGUUAACCUGGCGAAAUUAGCCCGAAAAAACCAAAAGAAAGAAAGCCUAAAUUUGAGUUUCGGCCGAAAGAAAAAGAAAAUUUUUACUUACGAUUUCCAAGAGUUUGUAAUUACUAACUUGUUAGCCUUAUGCCAAAAAGCCGAGUUCAGUAAAGUUCCGCUUGAAGCCGAGCAAGUCCCCAAAGAAGGUGGCCGUUGCGAUAAAUCUGUUUUGAGCCAUUUUCAAACUAAAUCCGUGCUAAAUUUCACUUUCACUCCGGAGAACGCCGAACUCGCUCAACAAUUUUUUAACCAGUUAGACGAUUACGCGGAAGAAUACGAAGCCAUAGAGGCGAAAGACUUUUUUAAUCCGCAAAUUUCCGAUCCGAUUAUCAGCCGUAAUGCUUACCUAAACCA